Striga hermonthica is the source of this 797-nucleotide messenger RNA. Lineage: Eukaryota; Viridiplantae; Streptophyta; Magnoliopsida; Lamiales; Orobanchaceae. The record is from the annotation of a GenBank genome assembly.
GAGCGCUUGACUGGUUUCAUCAAUUACCUUCGGGAUCGAUUGCUGAUUUCGAGGAUCUUGCCAGCAAGCUCACCAACCAGUAUUCGAGCGCAGUGGCACAAGAGAAGACUUACUUGACCCUCAUGGCGAUGAAACAGGGGGAGAAGGAAUCGCUGAGAAAGUAUGUUGCUCGAUAUAAUAAAACAUGUUUGGAAGUGAACUCCGCUUCAGAUAAGGUAAUGGCAGGAGGAUUGAUUAGGAGUCUUCGAGCAGGGCCCUGCCGAACUUCUUUGGCAAAGACCCCAGCUCGAUCAUACGAGGAUGUUCUAAAGUGGUGCAGGAAACACAUUAAUCUGGAGGAGAUGGAGCUGGAGUUUGCAAAACUCGAGGGGAUGUCCCAACCAGAACCAAAGAAGGAGCAAAACCGCCCGAGGGGGAGAUCACCAAGGAGAAGCUCGCCUAAGAGGAGCGAACAGAAGAGAGCGUCUCCUCGAAGGAGGAGUGGAGACGCGAAAAGGGAAAAGAGAGAUGAAUGGCAGAGGAGGCCUAUGGUGUUCGAGAGGCAGAGGUACCACAACUUUACUCCCUUGAGGAAAGAUAUGACGGAAGUGCUCGAGGCUAUGGAGCAGAAGAUGUCUACUGAGGACGUAACUUGGCCAAAGACAAGGUUCACCGGCCCGUAUCGGCCCCGGUCGGAUUUGUAUUGUCGAUUUCAUAAGGAUUACGGCCAUACCACGGAGAACUGCAGGCAUUUGAAAGAUGAGAUCGAGAGAUUGAUUCGGGCAGGAUAUCUGAAGGAGUUUUUCUAUCACGACAGG